UAGGUCAGGGUAUUAGAAUUGACAUAAAUAUGUGUUUAUAACACAUCUUUAUCUAACAUUUGAAGAAAAAAACCCAAUUCAUCCUAUUUCUGGGACAUAUAAAAGCACCUGAAGUAAUUAAUCGGUCGCCAGACGUGGUCUAUAGAGAAUAAUAGGGGAUAUCAAAGAAACUUCAUGUAAACUUUAAGCUUACUUCUCUCCAGUUAAUAUGUUGUCGACUAAAAGGAUUGUAGUCAUUCUCCUGGCAGUCAACUACUGUCUAGCUGAACAAAAGUUUCUGAAUGAUAGAGACAUAAAAAGGAUUAAAGACCCAGAACUCAAGCAUUCAUUAGACAUAGAUGAAACGGGUAUUGAGCUGUUGCACCGAGAGAAAAGAGGCUGGGGAUCAGUUAUUUUUUCCGGUGUUUCCAUGCUAGUGAAGGCAACGAGCCUCGGUCUGACUCUCGGAAGUGCACUAUCAGAAGGAUGCAUGUAUUAUCCAAGUAUUUGCAGAAAUAAAGAUGAAAUUGCACGCCUUGACGGGGAAAUAAAAACCAUGACUAGUAAAUAUGAAGAAGAAUACAUGCAUAGUAAAGAAAGGUACUAUAACCUUAAAACGGCCACAACAAAUAAUGGAUAUAUUGACUAUUACAUUAAUCAAACCCUUCAGGCUGUAGAAAAAUUACAAGGAAUAGAGGAAGAUCUGACAUUACUACUGGAAAUUAAAUUACCAAAAUUGUCGCAAAUGGCAGCUGCGACAACUAACGAAACCUACGAACAAUAUCUUGGACAUGCUGUUGGUACCCUCGAAUAUCGACUUACCGAUCUAAAGCAGAUGUUACUUGAAUAUAAAAAGAGUGCUCUUUUGGGUAUUGUUGUCCAAUUUGUGAUUGAAGCCACUGUUAAUAAGUUCAUCAGUGCAAUUCAAACAGCAUACAAACAAGUUCUCAGCAGUGAAGACAUUCUAGCCAGCACGUCUGAUGAAUUGUGGUCAAGAAUGGACGGAUCACGAGUAAGAAACACAAAUACGAAAUUCGGAGUUGUUAAAAAGUUGAAAAUGGCUCCUAAAGUUUUAAAACAAAUGGGAAAAAAUUUCGGCGAAAGUCUUCGCAGUUUUGGAAAAAACAUAAAAAAAUGGACAGCUAUCAAAACCUGGAAAGGAUUUAAAGGAAAAUUGAAAAGCACCUUUAAAUCACCAUUACAAAAGUUAAAAAAUGCGAAAGAUUUCUUCUCUCCUUCAAAGAACAAGUUGUUUGUGAAGAACUACCGACUGAGUUGGUCACAGAAAGCAAUGAUGGGUAUCGGUAUUAUAGCUGAUGGCAUUUCUACCGCCCUCCAAGUCAAACAAUGGCACGAUGUGGCAGACAAGAUGGAUAAAGCGCGCGAAGACUACCAACACUAUCAUAAUAACUUAACCAAUGAACUCGAAACUAUUGCAAAUGAAACUGUCAAAAUGGAAGGCAUAUGGACAGACGUUGUCCACACUUUCCAACAUUUAAGUUUACCGUUUAAACAAUUGGUGGAGAACUCUACAAACUUUAGUAACUUUUCUGACGUCAUUGGACUUCCCCGACUUCCGGUCGAUACGUCUGAUCCUUUGUUCACAAUUGAUUUUAACUCUAUAACAAAACAAUCUAUAAGAUCUCAACAAAUUAAUGUCAUAGAAUUUUUGAAAAAGGUGAGCAAUAAUAUGACGGAAAUUCACGACAAAAUGUUAGCGCGAACAGUCCUUUACAACAAUACAUUAAGUAAGUCUGAAAUAGAGGAAACAGUAGGAGAUAUGCAGUCAGAUAUCAAAAGUAUUUUAAAAUUCAGCCCGUCAAGAACAAUGCGAACAUUUGGCGAUUCUUUAACACUAGCCGAUACAGUUUGUACAGUCUCUAUAUUAAGAUAUGAUCUUAUAGAGUAUGAUUAUUUCCCUAUAGACAGUUUCAGGCCUCGUUGUGAUGUCAAUGCAACCACGUUUGACCGUUUGAACCGACAAGCUUAUACCAAGAGGAAAUCCAAACUGAUGCGAGACGUAAUAGUUCGUUAUUUAAAUAGCAGCCAAUCGGAAUCCUUAUCAAUGUUAGUUGACGCUGUACACAACGCGUAUUCUGGUGUCGCCGACAAACAUAUCGCCACCUUUGGUAAAUCAAUCGCAGAACAAGACGUCAUCUGUGUUUUAGUGGACACGUUCGCCAAUCUAUCCAUUUACGAUUUUAUCAAUCUGAGCUCAUUACGACCCGAUUGUUCGACGGUCAGCACCGGACAGUUUCAUAAGGUUCUAGAAGACGCUAAAAAGCUUAGAGACGUUACUUUGGCUGUAAAAGCUGCUCUUGAUGGUUGUAUUCAGUAUAAAUUUUGUCCAUGUUUGUCAACGGUUGCAAGCACCAACCAAGUUGCUGAAAAAGACAUUGUAUAUGCCGUACACCAUAUUGAUCCCUCCUGGCAACCAAACAAAUCCGCUCAGUUUUGUGGGCCUACAGGAUGUGGAUGUUCUCACCUUUGAUAGGAGGAGUAAGAACACAAUGAAAUACAGUGACUGAGUAAUUCAAUUUGAAUUAUAUAUGAAAUUUCAAUCUUUCUCUGCCGAUUGAUUUUGAGUCUAUAUGUAUU
Messenger RNA from Mytilus trossulus (common blue mussel), 2577 nucleotides. RefSeq lists its product as uncharacterized. The transcript has 6 exons. The record is from RefSeq and is a predicted model, not a curated record. The coding region runs from base 209 to 2470 and encodes 753 amino acids. Lineage: Eukaryota; Metazoa; Mollusca; Bivalvia; Mytilida; Mytilidae.